GCCACUUUGUGCUCCUCACUCAUCCCCUUCUCCACAAUGUCAUCGUCGAGCGACAACAGCUCUGCGGUCAAGCGCUGGCCCAAUCAACCCAAUCGUCCCUCUUUGCGCUUCCGCGAACCAUUCACAGUCGAUGUGGUAGCCCGCCACCUCGCCCGUACCAUCCUUCGUCCCGAGCUCGUCUUUGCCUGGCCUGCCCUCCUCUACUCCUUCGACCGUCGCUAUGCUCACCGUCUAUUCGCACUUGCCAGAGAGGGACAGUUUCCUCGCCUGCUCUCCCUAGCCACGCUGCGAGGACUGCUGCGCGCCUAUCCGCUCUUUGCCCUCGCCUGGCUCUUUGGCCUGAUUCGCGUCCUCAACGCAGCAUUGGAACGAUAUGCUUCCAACUUGGGCGAGUGGAAGGCAGACAAGCCCAAUUGGAGCAAAGAGGUCGUCGUCGUCACAGGUGGGGCAAGAGGCAUAGGCGCAAAGAUUGUCGAGCUGCUCAGUCAUGAGAAGCGGGCGCGCGUGGCCGUACUCGACCUGGGCGAGCCAGAGUAUGCGCCUGCUCCUCGAGGGGCGCCUGCCAUUCACUACUACAAGGUCGACGUCGCUGAUGCCUCUGCGGUGGCUGGCGCGGCCGCCUCGAUCCGCCGCCACUUGGGACCUGUCACAAUGCUAGUCAAUAAUGCCGGCCUCAUGUCCUUUCACCGCAUCGUCGAUACCGACCCUGCCAACGUCACCAAACUCUGGCGAGUCAAUACCCUCGCCCACUUCGUCACCGUGAAAGAGUUCCUCCCAGACAUGAUCAAGAAGAACCACGGCCACAUAAUGGCCCUCACAUCUAGCGCAUCGUUUGCGUCCCUCCCUCAGAUGUCCGAGUACACUACCAGCAAAACGGCCUCCCUCGCCUUCUUCGAAGUGUUGCGCGGCGAAUUGCGAUCACGCUACCAUGCCCCUCGCGUGCGUACCUCCAUCUGCUGCCCUACAAAGGUACAAACGACAAUGGGCAACAGCAUGGAGUCGCACGAGAUGCCCUUCUUUCACCCUACGCUGCAGCCCAUCCAAGUAGCAAGGCGCAUGGUAGACGCCCUCGACUCGGGUCUGAGCCAUUACAUGGUCAUGCCUGGUUUGAUGAAGAUCCUUCCGCUUCUGCGAGGAAUGCCGUAUUGGCUGAGGAGCUUCAUCGACAUUGUGGGAAAGACGGAUCACUUGGUGAACGACAGCAGCGCUAAGCGUGCGUACGACGAUGGGUAUGGGAAAGAGUGGGAGGGAAGCGACGCAGAAGACCGAAAGCGUUUCCUCGCCAGUCUCGAGAAGAAGGCAUGAACGUCGGAGGAAGUCGCCGAGAGACCUGGGUCGAGACAAGGUUCAAUCAAUAUCCCCUGCGCGUCAAGCUCAGAUUCUCCCUCCAUUCCUCGCUCGCUAUUCGCCGAUGUCACUCAGUCUUCACGCUCGGUGUUUUUCGAAUCGUAAUGCGGAU
Jaminaea rosea is the source of this 1459-nucleotide messenger RNA. RefSeq names its product NAD(P)-binding protein. The transcript has 2 exons. Gene Ontology annotation, molecular function: oxidoreductase activity, acting on the CH-OH group of donors, NAD or NADP as acceptor. Lineage: Eukaryota; Fungi; Basidiomycota; Exobasidiomycetes; Microstromatales. The coding region runs from base 37 to 1305 and encodes 422 amino acids. The record is from RefSeq and is a predicted model, not a curated record.